This is a messenger RNA of Myxocyprinus asiaticus (Chinese sucker), 720 nucleotides long. RefSeq names its product C-type lectin 1-like. The record is from RefSeq and is a predicted model, not a curated record. Bases 1 to 720 code for a protein of 239 amino acids. NCBI's taxonomy places the organism in Eukaryota, Metazoa, Chordata, Actinopteri, Cypriniformes, Catostomidae. The transcript has a single exon.
AUGAAGGCAUCCAGUGGUCUCCUGAUUGUCCUUUUUGGACUGACUACAGCUUUAGUUAGAGAGCAUAUCUAUGUGGACAUCCCGAAGAGCUGGACUGAUGCUCAAAGUUAUUGCAGACAAAAUUAUGAAGACCUGUCAACCAUUCAAAGUGAAGAAGAACAAGUGAUGCUUCAAAAGAUUGCAGGAAAUAUCUUGAAUUUCACUUGGAUUGGCCUGUACAGGGAGAAGACAAACACUCUCGACUGGAUGUGGUCAGAUGGAGAUUCAUUUUCCUUCUCUAUGUGGAAAUCCGAUCAACCUGAUAAUCGUAAUGGAAAUCAGUUCUGUGGAUCCACAAUGAAUGAAUGGUAUGACCGAGAGUGUUCUGCCACUUUUCCUUUUUUCUGUGAAAAGAUUUUAAGUCUUGUUAAAAAAAAGAUGACAUGGGAGGAAGCUCUAGAGUACUGCAGGGCUAACCACACUGACUUGGCCAGCAUGACCUCUGAGAUAGAACUACAGUUCGUAAAAAGUGAGACAGUAGAAUCUGAGACAGACAGUGUGUGGACAGGUCUGCACUUCCUGGCUGGAAAAUGGCUCUGGGUGAACAGGGAGCAUCUCAGGAAUCAAGUUUCACUUCCAGAUUGCCCAGCUGAGCCCUUUCGUUGUGGGGCCCGCAACACUAAAACUGACACAUGGGAGAACAGAAACUGUGACGAGAAGCUCAAUUUCAUCUGCAACUAG